UCCACCGCUUGUCCUGUACCCGCGCGAUGCCCGUGCCACGGACAGCUUGAACAAAAAAAAAAUCUGGGUGCCCGGUGCUGAGAAAAUUAUCAUUUUCUCCUCUCUCUCUCUCUCACUCUCCCCCACCCACUCACUCACUUCACAUCACGAGCUUCCAGCGCUGAGGAAAAAGGUGCGUCUCGAUCUCAUCUUCUUCCCACGACAACCCAUUUCAAUCAACCCAAGGAAAGGCAAUUCACCUGGCUUUGGGCAUACGUCUUCUAUUUUGAAUUCUCAGACAAUGGGAACAACAUCCAACCGCUUGGAAGGUAAGAUUGCUCUUAUAACGGGUGGUGCUUCUGGGCUCGGUGAAAGCAUUACUCGCCUCUUUCGGAGCCACGGAGCAAAGGUUUGUGUUGCUGAUAUACAAGACGACCUUGGCCAAAAUGUCUGCGAAUCUCUCGGCGGUGAAUCCUAUGCCUGCUUCAUACACUGUAAUGUCACAGUCGAAGAUGACGUCCAACAUGCUGUCGACUUCACAGUGGAAAAUUUUGGCACCAUAGAUAUCAUAGUCAACAAUGCUGGAAUAACUGGAAACAAGGUGACAGACAUCAGAAAUGUCGACUUCAAUGAAUUCAAGAAGGUCUUUGAUGUGAAUGUGAACGGCGCAUUUCUUGGUAUGAAACACGCUGCUCGUGUCAUGAUACCAAAAGGCAAGGGCUCGAUAAUAUCCAUAGCCAGCGUGGCGAGCGUGAUAGGUGGCUUGGGCCCUCAUGGGUACACGGGUUCCAAGCACGCAGUUGUGGGGCUCACCAAGAACGUGGCGGCUGAGCUCGGAAAGCAUGGGAUACGCGUGAACUGUGUUUCGCCUUAUGCAGUCCCCACAAGUCUCUCAAUGCCACAUUUGCCUGAGGACGAGAAGGGAGAGGAUGCUCUAAAGGGUUUUUUAUCGUUUGUAGGGCGAAAUGCUAACUUGAAGGGUGUGGAUUUGAUGCCGGAGGAUGUAGCAGACGCCGUGCUCUUCUUGGCGAGCGAUGAAGCUAAGUAUAUCAGUGCUCAGAAUCUGAUGAUUGAUGGGGGAUUCACUAGUAUCAAUAAUUCCCUCAAGCCUUUUGAGUGAAGCUGCAUGUCAGUUGUGGUUGUUUGAAUUCACAAAUGUCAUUUCUAUUUCCAAAGAGAAUAUCGUAAUAUUCGGUCAUUAAACUCAGCAUCUUCUUUCAUUAAAAUUUCAUGAGAUACUGAUCUUUUUCUCUUGAUAUAAACAUGGUGGUUGCCUUGAUAA
Messenger RNA from Asparagus officinalis (garden asparagus), 1261 nucleotides. Its product is annotated as zerumbone synthase. The record is from RefSeq and is a predicted model, not a curated record. Gene Ontology annotation, cellular component: cytosol. Lineage: Eukaryota; Viridiplantae; Streptophyta; Magnoliopsida; Asparagales; Asparagaceae. The transcript has 3 exons. Bases 281 to 1099 code for a protein of 272 amino acids. Gene Ontology annotation, biological process: abscisic acid biosynthetic process. Gene Ontology annotation, molecular function: xanthoxin dehydrogenase (NAD+) activity.